AAUAUUUUAAAUCAGCCACCAUAUUACGCACAUGGUUGAGACCGUGACCAACUGAGCAUUGAUUUUAUAUUGAAUACUGCAAUAUUCGACAAUCCCAAGACUUAAUGAAGUCUGUAUCAAUAGAGAUUAUCAGUAGUUCCUUUAUGUGGGUGCAUCUAAACUGUGAAAAGUCAGAAGGUUUAUCAGCUGUGCAUUGUGGUUAUCUGAAGUAGAAUUACAGAGAAAAUAAAAUGGCUGUGCCAUUGGUUUGGGUGGCAGCUGGUUCACAGGAAUUGUGCUGCUCUGAGCGUUUUCAACCUUACAACCAUGGUGGGUAUGUGGUAUCUAGGAUUGCAGGAACAAAACUAAUCACAAAACUUGUAUCACACACAAAACUUAAGAAGAAUAGAGUGAGAUUGUCUGUAAAAGCUGCCUCGGAGGUCUCUAGUGCGCAUUUCAUAUCAGAAAGUGUGAGCAGGACCACUGAUCUGGCUGGUUUGGUGACAUAUGAUUCAGGAAGGCCUAUGCUGUCAUCAGAAAAGAAAGCGUAUGAUGUUGUGCUUAAGCAGGCUGCCAUGGUGAAGAAAGCAGAAAAGAGUCAGUUGUUGGAUGUGAAGCCACACCUGGUGCCUACUGGGAACUUGCAGAUCCUUAAUGAAGCUUAUGCGCGUUGCCGAGAAGUCUGUGCUAAUGCAGAUACAAAGACUUUCUACUUGGGAACGUUGCUUAUGACACCAGAGCGGCAAAGGGCAAUAUGGGCAAUUUAUGUAUGGGGCAGCAGGAUUGAUGAACUCGUAGAUGGCCCUAAUGCUUCACACAUCACGCCAAAGGCACUUGAUCGAUGGGAACAAAGGCUACAGGACCUUUUUAAUGGUAGUCCACAUGACAUGGUUGAUGCAGCUUUGUCGGAUACAGUUGCGAGAUAUCCUGUUGAUAUCCAGCUAUUUAGAGAUAUGAUUGAGGGGAUGAGAAUGGAUCUGACGAAAUCUCGUUACAAGAAUUUUGACGAACUCUAUCUUUACUGCUAUUAUGUUGCGGGCACAGUUGGAUUGAUGACUGUUCCUAUAAUGGGUAUCGCACCAGAAUCACAAGCAACAACAGAAAGUGUAUACAAUUCUGCGUUAGCGUUGGGGAUUGCAAAUCAGCUUACCAACAUAUUGCGUGAUGUUGGAGAAGAUGCUCGUCGUGGCCGGAUAUACCUACCUCAAGAUGAGCUUGCACAAAGUGGACUAUGUGAUGAAGAUAUAUUUUCUGGGAAGGUCACUAACAAAUGGAGGUCAUUUAUGAAAGAUCAGAUCAGAAGGGCAAGAAUGUUUUUUGAUGAUGCAGAAAAAGGUAUCAAUGAACUUGAUAAAGCAAGUAGAUGGGCGGUAUGGGCUUCAUUGAUCCUUUAUCGCAAGAUAUUAGAUGCAAUUGAAGCUAAUGACUAUGAUAACUUCACAAAGCGGGCAUAUGUUGGGGAAGUGACAAAGUUAAUGACAUUACCUGUUGCUUACACCCGAUCCCUUGUUCGUCCUCCAACAACUACAAAAUCGGCUCCAAUGUUAAGAACACAGUAG
Cryptomeria japonica (Japanese cedar) is the source of this 1538-nucleotide messenger RNA. RefSeq names its product phytoene synthase 2, chloroplastic. Gene Ontology annotation, molecular function: geranylgeranyl diphosphate synthase activity. The record is from RefSeq and is a predicted model, not a curated record. Gene Ontology annotation, biological process: carotenoid biosynthetic process. NCBI's taxonomy places the organism in Eukaryota, Viridiplantae, Streptophyta, Pinopsida, Cupressales, Cupressaceae. Bases 231 to 1538 code for a protein of 435 amino acids. The transcript has 6 exons.